Naegleria gruberi is the source of this 561-nucleotide messenger RNA. RefSeq lists its product as uncharacterized. The transcript has a single exon. The coding region runs from base 1 to 561 and encodes 186 amino acids. NCBI's taxonomy places the organism in Eukaryota, Heterolobosea, Eutetramitea, Acrasida, Naegleriidae. The record is from RefSeq and is a predicted model, not a curated record.
AUGAAAUUUUGCUCUGGAAACCUGUACCUCUUGGCAAAGACAGCAAGAAUGGAGGCGAGUUGGGUAUUGACAGCAAUUAAUAAGGAAGGUGGAAGGAGUACUGUUUAUGAAAUUGGAAAUUCGGUGUCUUCCAUGCAAUGUUCCCGGAACAACUUGUUCAUUACCACCCUUGACAAUCAAGUGAAGAAACUUGACUUGAAUAAUGAAGAGAUUCAACUUAAGAAGGAGCUUAAUUGGGUUUCAUCAAAUAAGAGAUUGAAAGUUAUCAAAUCCAAAGACAAGAUUUUCAUACACUCUUUGAAUUGGGAGACAAUGGAAAUAUUAUCUGAAUCUCAAGGAAAAACAAACACUAGUAUUGAUACACCUACAACCAUUGUAGUGAUAGUUGUCACUACAGUUGGCUUUGGUCUUGUUGUGUCUGGGUGCUGUUACAUUUUUAUUAUUGGUGCACUUGCUUAUUAUUAUUUCAAAGUUCAGGCAGGGGAACCUAAUUUGACAUCUGUUCAUUUCAGUCAUGCAAUUCAAAAACCAAAGAAAACUGUUGUUGCACCUUACUUUUAG